This is a messenger RNA of Leguminivora glycinivorella, 5930 nucleotides long. RefSeq names its product GPI ethanolamine phosphate transferase 2 (gene PIG-G). Gene Ontology annotation, cellular component: endoplasmic reticulum membrane. The record is from RefSeq and is a predicted model, not a curated record. NCBI's taxonomy places the organism in Eukaryota, Metazoa, Arthropoda, Insecta, Lepidoptera, Tortricidae. The transcript has 11 exons. Gene Ontology annotation, biological process: GPI anchor biosynthetic process. Bases 1687 to 4377 code for a protein of 896 amino acids.
GCCAUCGAAACGCCGCAGAAAUGUAGUCUGGCUCUGUUGCUCCAAUACGCAAGAGCGAUAGAGAUAGAUAGCUACGAUAGAGGUAUUAUCGUGAGCGUUUCGUGAGAGUUCGUGCAUUCGGCUAAUACGCAUACAGAAAUAUAUGACUACGCGCCAUGUUGCGGAAUUUCAUUAGAACUAUUUUCUUUAUAAUAUAAUGAACGGUCAAGGCAUACAUCAGAAUAACAGCGCCCUCUUGACAAUAGUCAUAUAUUUCUAGUCCGGCUUUAAGUGUACCGUUGCAGGUACUUAAAAAAAAAAAUUCUUUUAGUUAUUUACUUAUAGGUCAGUGUGCACUAAGUAUUAACUUCAUCAAGAUAAUUAAUUGUCACUGGCAUCUGAUUUAUCAAAAUAUUCCCGACUUCCCUUUGAUAUUCGUCAUAUUCAAAUCAAAACUAAUAAAGCGUUGUAAGAACAUCUGGUUAGCUAAAUCUGUAGAUCCGAAUAUAAAGUCUAGGCGAUGACGAGAUACCUAUUCUUAAACAGUCCGUUCAAACGCAACAAUGCUGUAAUAAAACAAAAUAAUUGCUGCGCGAAAUGUAAUCGUUAAAUACCUAUAAUUUGUCUCACACAUAUGUUCUCACGCCAAAUACUUCACGUAUUACUAAAGUGAUGACUUGAUGAGAAAAUAUUUGGACAAAUGGACAGCAAUUGCAAUCUUAGGACCCAUGGAUUGUGAUGUUUGAUAUUCACCCUCGAAAGGUAUAGAUUAUUAAUCAAGUUUAUUAGGUAGGUGUCUCGCACAAAUUUUCUUUGUAAAAUUUCCUACAGAGGCACCUCUGUAGGAAAGACACAUCUGUUGUUAUGUACCGUUGAGGUGGUCUGUGUAUGGGCCUAAGACGUUCUACCUAGAGGUGAUAGCAAUAGCUACAGUACAGUAGAUACAGCAGAGUUAUCAUUAUCACAGAAGUGAAGGCAAAGGAUUUCAAGAGUAUGCAACGAGCACGUGACACUAUUACACGGGUUUUCUACGUUAGUCAGCUUGACAACAUACCGAUAGAUACUGAAACGUAAAUAUACAUAUAUAUAAUGGGAAGGGUUCCUAUAGCUGUAUUUAUUUUGUAUUUUUAUUUAUCAGAUUGAGGAUUGAUUUACGACUUUGGCUUUGAGCAUUAGAUAUACCUAAUAAGUAGUAGGUAAUUGAUAGUCUUAUUAAAUGAAACGACACGUCAAAAACAUGCAAAUGCUAAUAUAAAUCAUAUCAGCAUUGUCUGCUUAUAUCACUCUCGUUUGAGAGAAUAUUUUUAGUCGCGGGCAACGAAAUAAACAGAUUGUUUACGAGCGAAUACAGCAUGUUCGCAAAUAGACUCACUAUAUAUUUAAAAAAAAGUGCAGACACGUGCAGACAAUGUAAGCGUGACCUUUCGGGAAAACAAGACCGUUGUUUUCUUCUUCAUCGCGUAAUGCUUGGUUUUUGCCACGACUCAUAUUAGGGUCCGAUUGGCAAAAACAAAUUUUCUCAACUUAUUGCGUUUGACCACUCACCCCCUCGACAUGAUUAGGUAAGUAAGUAACAUGAAGUGACAUAGGUAUUGUAAAAAAGUACGAUAUCUUGUCAGAAAUAAAAGAAGUGACCAUUUAGUUGUGAAAUUUGUGGAUAUGGGUUGGAGUGGAAGUUAAAUCAGAAUUUACAUCGUAUCGUAGGCCAUGAUGACAGGCAGCGUAUCAACUUUCGCCGAUGUGGCGCUAAACUUCGGCGCGCCCGCUGUCCGUGGUGAUAGCGUGUUGCGCGUGGCCUCCGAGAGAGGGCGCCGCUCCGUCAUGUACGGAGAUGACACUUGGCUCAGGCUGUUCCCGGGACUUUGGGCUGAAUCUGAUGGCACCACGUCUUUCUACGUUACAGACUAUACUGAGGUAGACAACAACGUCACCCGGCACUUAGACAAAGUGCUGACACCCGACGAGAAAAAGAAGCCGACUUUCGACUUUCUAGUCCUCCACUACUUGGGAUUGGACCAUAUUGGGCACCUAGAGGGCGCUAGGAGCUCCAAGAUCAAACCUAAGCUGCAGGAAAUGGAUGGUGUUGUAAAGAAAAUAUUUGAGGCUAUGCAGAAAUGGGACCGACCAGGCAUCCUAUUCGUAUGCGGCGACCAUGGAAUGCGCGACGCUGGCGGUCACGGCGGGUCAACGCCCGCUGAAGUCUUAGUACCACUGGUCGCAGCCCGAACUGACCCGUACCAGUGCCCGCACCCUAUAAGCCACGGGCCAACAGUCGCUCAAGUGGACCUCGCACCGACAAUAGCAUGGUUGCUCAACGCGCCCCCUCCCGGCGACAGUACGGGCCGAAUAUUGCCCGGAUUACUGCCCGAUGACAUACUGCAGCGGUUGUAUCUACUGCACGUUACUGCGCGGCAAAACGCGGAGCAAUGCGCUGGGAAGGCGGCAACAGAGACAGAAUUCUACAGACAAUUCGAACGAGCCGAAAAGCAAUUCGCGCACUACCUCGCGACAGGAGAAAAGAGCGCCGCCAAGAUCGCCAAGGAAUUCUACGAAGAGUCCUUAGAGAAAAUGACAGAGUACCUUACAGAGGCCACUGUUGGGUUCGACUUGUUCGCUAUAGGAGUGGGCAUCAUUCUACUUUAUUGUAUCGCCAUCUCCCUCGCCUGCUUAACCCUCUACUCGCUCCAACCCGAAACCGCCCGCAAGCUCAGCGUGCACCGCCUACACUCCUCCACAUGGGGCUCCAUAAUCGCCUUCAUCAGCGUCCUGGCCAUCACAAACAGCAUACUAGUCGUCUCCUGUUACAUCACAGAAACUAAAACACAAUUCUGUUCCAUGCGAGGCAUAUGGCUCGCGAUUUUUCUACUCAUCUCCUGCGGGUUAACUAUGUCAUAUUGGAUUAUAAAAACAAGCGUAGAGAAGAUCAAAGACUUGUCUUUACUGCGCGAUCUAAACGCUAUAGAUUACUUACUUAUUAUAGGGACUUUGUUUCAUUCUUGGUCGUUCUUCGGGACUAGUUUUAUAGAGGAAGAGCAUAUGACGUGGUAUUUCUUUUGGAAUACGUUGAUGUUUUUCAUAUUGGUACGGACGCUGGCGGUGGUGGUGAUAUAUUUGUCGAGGCGAUUGAGCGGUGCGACGGAGGUGCAGGAAAAACCUGAGUUGGAGCAGAGAAUGAGUGCCGUCGGGGUUGGGAUCGUGCCGAAAUGGGUGCUGCUUAUCGCUUUACACAGGUAUUUAAGAACAAUGAACCAGACCGGGGACCGUUGGCUGUUCCUACCGGAUACAGCAGAUUGGCUGAAGGCACCUGAAAAUGCCUUUUAUCUUCAAGCACAUCUAGUCAUUGGCACCGUCGCAACUCUAGCAAUAUGCCUCUACAACCUCCGUCACAUGAACAACUUAGGCCACCUCCACACAAUCUUCACUAUCGUCGCCACCUUAUGCAUCUUCUGCUACCGCAUAGCUACUGACUCCUUACACUCCCCCUUUCAAGACAUCAAGACUUGGGACACCGUCCAUAUUGUCAACGCUUUCUGGGUCGUCUUAAUCGCCCAAUUCGUUUUCGAAUUUUUAACCUACGUCGGCGUAUUCAAAAAUUGCGGCGUCAACCCAGCGAAUCGUAACACUCUUAGCAGUAACAGAUUCGACUAUAAUAAAUCUAAAGCGAAAACUGAAGAUUACUUCUACGAACCUAUGGUAGAAGAGCCAUGGAACUUAGAAGAGGUGAAACUAAAUCUCGCUCGUUCUAUGUCUCAUCUAAUGCUGAACGAUUUAAUGUUAAUAAUUGCACUGCUUAUGAGACCGCAUAAUGUGAUAAUGGUGCCUAGCGUGUAUAUAACUUGCGUGCUGACGUCGAAGUGUAUGGACCAUAAGCUGCUGGAUUCAAGGUCGGGAAGAAACACGGAAGUGGUGGAUAUUUUGAGCCGGACGCUGGUUCAUAUUUGGAUUGGGUGCCUUUUUUUCUUUUACCAGGGCAACUCCAACAGCUUGGCGUCCGUAGACCUGGGGUCGGGCUACGUGGGCCUGCGCUCGUACUGCGCCGUGCGAGUGGCGCUGCGCAUGGGCAUCCACGCGUACGCCGGGCCCGCGCUCGCCGGCGCCGCGCUCUACUGCCAGCUCGCGGCCGAGGCCGACACGUGGAGGCGAUACCUCCAAUCCGUAUGGCGAGCGACGAACAUCUUUGCCCUCCAACGAGUAUACUCCAUCGCCGUAUACUCCGUGGUAGCCACGAUCUUCCGUCACCACCUCUUCGUAUGGACGGUCUUCUCGCCAAAACUACUCUACGACUUUGUAGCCAUGACCUUCACUAUACAAGCCUUAGUUACCAUAGUGGAGAUAAUAGGUCUCACACACUUGACUAGUUGGAUAGCGCAAGCGUUCGUGAGUAAGUCCAGACUGUGAUGUGAUAUAGAAUAGGGUUUUCUUAUAGACGAGCGUUUUUUUUUUCUUGUGACUUUUUUAAAUUGUGAUAUUUUUGACAAUUUUUAUGUUACAUAUGUCUACUCAGAAUCACUAGUAUUUUCAACCCUAAUAGGUAAAAAAAUUGUACCAUACGAUUUUUUUCUUACUUUGUUACCAUUUUCCAUACAUUUUGUAUGGGGUGGGACAAAAGAGGAAAGUAACAAAAAUGUAUGGAAAUUCUGGGACACGUUUUGUCUCCUAUUGAGAUAGAAAGUGCUCGAGAUUCUGAGCAAAAUUAUUGACCUAAAAAUAUCAAAAUAAAAAAAGGGCAAUAAAAGAAACGUUCAGACACGGUGUGGUUUUAGCAACUGGUUUGCCAGUACUAAAAUGGAAAAGAUGUGACCAAGCCGGGGUAGCCAGUAGUUUGCCAGUUUGCCAGAGCUGUGUUGCCAAUAGUUUUCUUUUUCAUACUGCCCUAAUGAGGAGGCAGACUCAAAGGUUAUGACAGAUGGCGCCACCCUAUUAGUCCAUACUUGAGAGCGAGAAGAUGAUAUGUUUUUUCUCUCUCUCACAUAUGAAUGACAGUGACAUGCCGAGACACUUGCACAGGCGCCGCCUGGCGGGAUAAAAUGUCAGUGUGCCUCCUCGAUAGAUACUAAAGUAGGUAUAAGUUAGCUAUGGAUUUUAUAUGGAGAUAGCGCUACGCUAUUCUAAUCCUUGGGGCAGCAUAAAUCUCGUGCUUAUUUCUUGAAAUAAAUAUGUUAAUAUAAAUAUAUAUAAUAUUUAUUUCAAGAAAUAAGCACUCCAAGAAAUGUUUAUGGCUAUGAACUAUUUUGCAUUCUUGUAAUAUAUUAUACUUACAUUAUAAGUAUUGAUGGUAUUCCAGUUUAGAUUUUAUUAUUAUUAAAACUAGUCAUGCUAGGAUGUUACCGUACUGAACAUAUACUCCGAUGGGUAUAAUAAUUUUACCUCCGCGAUCAAAAUGAUAACUUAUCAUACGAAUGUUGAAUAUUUAACUUAAUAUUCAGAAUGUUGCAUAUUUGAAUAUUUCAGGUUAAUAAUGUUAAUUUACUUUUAGGAAUAAAAAGUUGAACAACUGCUUAAUGGACUAAAAUCGUUUUAUUCACUUUCUAAUACUUUCUAUCAAUGAUAUCUAUAUAGAAUUGAAAUUUUAUUACUUUAGGUACUUAAUUACAUUAUAUUGAUUUUUUAUUUAUUUUGACAAUAAUAAUAUACGGCGUGGGCUAAUUUACUUUGGUAAAAUGCCUUUUUAUAGUACAUUAUGUUUGAACUCAAAUCUAGCAACACAAAUAAGAAGUAAAGAUUUGGCGACGAUUUUAAAGAAGUCCAAACAUAUAAAAUAACAUAUUUACAUAAAAAGUACACAUUAGUACACUUGCAGUUAAAAAACUUACAAUUUAUUUUAUGAUAGGAUAGGUUGACGAAAGCUAAAUUUUACUUUAAUUGCCAUACAUUGAAGUACCAAAGCAUUCCGAUAUAAUAGUACAUUUCGAUACAAGUGCGAAAAAGAGGAAGUUCGAAACGAGUGGCGA